This is a messenger RNA of Microthlaspi erraticum, 510 nucleotides long. The record is from the annotation of a GenBank genome assembly. Lineage: Eukaryota; Viridiplantae; Streptophyta; Magnoliopsida; Brassicales; Brassicaceae.
AUGCUGGAGCAGGAAAAUCCUGGAAGCAAAACGAAUGUGCAACUAGAUGCUUUGCACAGGUUUGAGUAUCUGUUUGUUGCUUUGGGAGCGAGCAUUGAAGGGUUUCAAUGGAUGAGAAAAGUGAUAGUUGUGGAUGCAACGUUUCUGAAGACUGUAUAUGGUGGACAGCUUGUGUUUGCCACUGCUCAAGAUCCUAAUCAUCACCAUUACCCUAUUGCCUUUGGGAUAAUUGAUAGCGAAAAUCAUAGUAGUUGGCCAUGGUUCCUGGAAAACCUGAAAGCUGUUGUACCAGAUGAUCCUGAACUCGUUUUUGUUAGUGACAGACAUAAAAGCAUCAUAUAUGGAGUCUCGAAGGUCUAUCCAUUGGCUCGCCAUGUACACUGUAUUUGGCAUCUGGCUCAGAACGUAAAAGGGCAUGCUCAGCAAGGUGUUAAGAAAGACGAUGUUGUUGAUAAGUUCAUCAAAUGCGCUCAUGCUUAUACUGGGUCUGAGUUUAAAAAAGGAGUUUGA